AAAAAUAUUUUGAUGGGGGUGUUGAUCUCGGGUUUUUGUUUGUUUAUGCUUAAGCUUCCCCACUGGAUGAUGAGAUAAUGAUGUGCCCAACCUCAUAUCAACUGUUGGACACCAAACUGAGGAGAGAGAGAGAGAGAGAGAGAGUGUGUGUUGGGUUUAAAAAAGAAAAGAAGCACCUCUUUUUCAAUUUUUUCCUCGCUUUGAUCAUUGAUUCCAGUUGGAAUUCUAGAGAAACCAACUGGGUCUAAUCCAAGUUUUUUUUUUUUUUCUCUUUUUUUCUUGGUGUUGGGUUUUUUUUCUUUGAAAAUGUUGCAUCUUUGAUGCUUUUCUUUUUUGUUUGUACAGAGCUCUGCUGUGGAGAGGUAGGAAGAGCUAGAUAUAGGAAAAGGCCAAUUUCUUUCUCUUAUCUCAUUAAAUGAUUCCCUCACAGGUUUUCCCAAAAUGAUUACUGGGUUUUUGUUCAGCUUGUUGUUUUGGGCAUGAUUGUUAGUCCUUCUGCGUUGUUGAGUGAAAAAAAAAAGGUGCCGUGUGGAUGGAAUUAAAUGCUCUCCACACUGUAUGUGUAAAGAAAAGAGAUUUUAUAUUGAACUGCAAAAUGGAAAAAAACUGAGGAGGAUAGCAAAAGAGGGACCGGAUACCAUUUAGCUUUUCUUGGUAUAGUGGGGGAUAAUUUGGAGCUUGCUUUGCAAAGAUUUAGUUAGUCUCCUGCAAAUUUCACCUUUUGGUAGAGUCUUCUGUGGUGGAUUUAUCAUAAAGCAUUGAUCUCGAUGAGUUCUGUGAUAGUUGCAGCAAUUUCAUUUUCAUAAGCUGAAUUGUUUCUGACUGAGGGGGUUUCUCAUAGCUGUCUGAUUUUCAUGAGUUGCUCUUCUGAAGGAGGAUCGUUUUUCAAGGUUUCAAGAAUCCUUGUGAAGAUUCAUAGGUGGGUUUUGUUUAGUAUGUCUCUGAAUUUCAAGAUCUCUGGUCUGAAUGGAAGAUUACCAGCCAAAUUCAAGUUGAAGAAGACAAAGGAGUCUCCGCAUGGGCCUAACUGUGUCAGAAAAUGGAGAAGGAAGCUUUUAUUUCUCUGGUUUUUUGGUAUUAUUUCAAUUGGGAGCAUUUUGUUAUUCUUGAGCUUCAACCAUUGGACUUUGGGGAGGAAAGAGAGGACUCUAGCUUCUCGUGAAGGAAGAGCUCGAAUGUUGCAGCACCAUUUCAAUAUUAGCAAGGACCAGCUUGUUGCUUUAGCUUCCUUAGUUUCCAAAUCAGAUCAGAUAGCAUCCCUUGAAUGUACUGAAGAGCUUAGAUAUCAAAUGUCAUUUAGUGAUGGCAUUGCCUGUUCUCUGAAGUUACCAUGUUCGGAGGAGCUAGAGUUUCAAAAGCAGCAGAAAUUAGUUGCAGAAAUUGUAAAAUCUAUGGACCAAUGUCCUGUUCCUCAGGAUGAGAAUAUCCCCACGAAGCUUUACCUAUCCCUGCUAAAGAGCAGAUCUGUAUCAUGUACUUUACAAUAUAUGGUUUCAACUUAUCAGCUUUUUGGAAAGGCAUUGGUGGAGUGUCCAAGGGAGCAUUGUCAAAUGUUGUGUAGUUUGUUAAAAGAAGUUUGGUGGGUCCUUGUUGGAAUCAUUGUAUGUUACAAAAUAUUUGGUUUUACUUUGAAAUCAUGGAGGAAGCAAAAGCAGAAGCUGGUGCAAGAGCAGCCAUUGGCUCAGCAGCAGAAGCUGGUUCAUGAUCAACCAUUGGCUCGGAUUAAUAAGAAGCUGGUUAAUGAAAGGCCACUGGCUAGGCCACAGAAGCAGCUACCUAAACAGCAACAUCAAGUUGAUAAUCCUCCUAAGGGUGCUGGAAAGUGGAGGAAGACACUUCUAAUUGUAUUUGUGGUGUUUGGAGUCAGUAUGUCAAUUUGGUUAUUUUGGCACUUGAAUGGAAAAAUCAUUUUGAGGAGGGAAGAAACACUAACCAAUAUGUGUGAUGAGAGAGCCCGCAUGUUGCAGGACCAAUUUAAUGUCAGCAUGAACCAUGUUCAUGCUUUAGCCAUUCUUGUUUCUACCUUUCACCAUGGGAAACAUCCUUCUGCAAUUGAUCAGAAAACAUUUGGUGAAUAUACAGAGAGAACAGCUUUUGAGAGACCACUUACUAGUGGUGUUGCUUAUGCUUUGAAAGUGCUUCAUUCUGAGAGGGAACAAUUUGAAAAGCAACAUGGAUGGACAAUAAAGAAAAUGGAAACAGAAGACCAGACUCUCGUACAAGAUUGUAUUCCAGAAAAUUUGGAUCCUGCUCCUGUUCAAGAUGAAUAUGCACCUGUCAUAUUUUCUCAAGAAACUGUCUCCCACAUUGUCUCCAUUGACAUGAUGUCUGGAAAGGAAGACCGUGAGAACAUCUUGCGAGCAAGGGCAACUGGAAAGGGAGUACUGACAUCCCCUUUUAAGCUAUUGAAGUCCAAUCACCUUGGUGUGGUGCUCACAUUUGCUGUCUACAACACAGACCUUCCUUCAGAUGCUACCGCUCAUCAACGCAUUGAAGCUACUGUAGGGUAUCUAGGUGCAUCUUAUGAUGUCCCAUCUCUGGUGGAGAAGCUUCUGCACCAACUUGCCAGCAAGCAAACAAUUGUUGUGAAUGUUUAUGAUACAACUAAUGCAUCUGCACCUAUCAACAUGUAUGGUACUGAUGUGACUGAUACUGGCCUAUUGCAUAUUAGCAACCUUGACUUUGGAGAUCCACUUCGCAAGCAUGAAAUGCACUGCAGGUUUAAGCAGAAACCUCCUUUACCUUGGACAGCAAUAAAUUCAUCACUGGGAGUCCUAGUGAUUACUUUGCUAGUUGGCCAUAUUUUUUAUGCAGCCAUAAGUCGGAUAGCAAAAGUGGAGGCUGACUACCGAGAGAUGAUGGAACUCAAAGUUCGCGCUGAAGCUGCGGAUGUUGCAAAAUCGCAGUUUCUGGCAACUGUUUCCCAUGAGAUCAGGACACCAAUGAAUGGUGUUUUAGGUAUGCUGCAAAUGCUGAUGGAUACAGAUCUUGAUGCAACCCAACAAGACUAUGCCCAAACUGCUCAUGCUAGUGGGGAAGACCUUAUAUCACUGAUAAAUGAGGUCCUUGACCAAGCAAAAAUAGAAUCGGGCAGGCUUGAACUUGAAGAUGUGCCUUUUGAUCUACAUGCAGUACUUGAUAAUGUUUUAUCGCUUUUCUCAGGAAAAUCAAAUGAAAAAGGGAUCGAGCUGGCUGUUUAUGUCUCCAAGUUGGUGCCUGAAGUUGUCAUUGGUGACCCUGGACGCUUUCGGCAGAUAAUCACAAAUCUUGUUGGGAAUUCAAUCAAGUUCACCCAUGACAAAGGACACAUAUUUGUCACAGUGCAUCUUGCAGAUGAAGUGAUGGGUUCACCUGAUGUUAUGGAUGAAGUGCUUAGACAAGGGUUGAAUUUAGUUGGAGAUAUGACAAAUAAAACUUAUAAUACUUUGAGUGGAUUUCCUGUGGUUGAUAGAUGGAAAAGCUGGGAAAAAUUUAAACAUUUAAGCAGCACAACAACAGAGGAACCUGAUAAGAUCAAACUACUGAUAACAGUUGAGGAUACAGGUGUUGGAAUUCCUGAAGUUGCACAAAGUCGGAUUUUCACCCCUUUUGUGCAGGCUGACAGUUCUACAUCAAGAACAUAUGGUGGGACUGGUAUUGGACUAAGCAUUAGUAGUUGUCUGGUCAACCUCAUGUGUGGAGAGAUAGGGUUUGUGAGUGAGCCUGGCACCGGUAGUACAUUUUCAUUCACUGGAACUUUCAGAAAAGGAGAUGUAAGUUCUCUAGAUACAAAAUGGCAGCAGUAUGAUCCAGCUGUUUCAGAGUUUCAAGGACUAAGAGCAUUGGUAAUAGAUAAAAGGUCCAUUCGGGCUGAGGUCACAAGAUAUCAUCUUCAGAGGUUGGGUAUAUCCGUGGAUGUAGCUUUUGGCCUGGAAUCAGCAUGCUCUUAUCUAUGUAGUACUAUCAAUGCCAGCUUUGGGCCCACACAUUUGGACAUGGUUCUUAUUGACAAAGAUGUUUGGGAUAAGGAAACUGGUAUACGAUUCCAUCAGUCACUACAAGAGCUCAUGCAAAAUAACACUGCCAAAGCCUCCUUAAACCCUCCAAGGAUGCUUCUCUUAGCUACCUCCAUUAGCCCUGAUGAACGGAAUGAGCUCAAAUCUUCUGCUUUAGUAGAUAAGGUACUGAUCAAGCCACUUCGAUUAAGUGUCUUAAUUGCCUGCUUCCAAGAAGUUCUUGGCAAUGGUAAGAAGAGGCUUGCAAACAGGAAAAAACCGGCAACUCUUGGUAAUUUACUGAGAGGAAAGAGAAUUUUGGUGGUGGACGACAAUAUAGUGAACAGAAGAGUGGCAGAAGGAGCUCUAAAGAAAUAUGGAGCAAUUGUUACUUGUGUGGAUAGUGGAAAGGCUGCUUUAUCAAAGCUUGAGCCUCCCCACAACUUUGAUGCUUGCUUCAUGGAUCUCCAAAUGCCAGAAAUGGAUGGGUUUGAAGCAACAAGUAAAAUCCGCUGUAUGGAGAAAGAGGUGAACGAGGCAAUUGCUUCUGGAGAAGCAUCAGUUGACAGGUUCGGAAAUGUGGCCCAUUGGCACACACCAAUAUUGGCUAUGACAGCCGAUGUGAUUCAAGCUUCAAAUGAAGAAUGUAUGAAGUGUGGGAUGGAUGAUUAUGUAUCAAAGCCAUUUGAAGUAGGGCAGCUUUAUUCAGCAGUGGCACAUUUUUUUGAGUCUGGCUAAGAGGGUCUACUUAACAUCAACACGGUUGUUUAUGGUGAACAUCCAAGUGAUAGAUCGCUAGUAUAUUCGGAUGAGCAGUCAGGAUUUAAUGUUCUCCAACAAAUUACUAGCAUUACAACGAUGGGAAUGGUGGGAGGACUAAUCCUGACGAUAUUUUCUAGCCUUUCCAAACAUGGUAACUAUUCAGCAUGACUCAUAUUACUUGGAAUUGCUCUGUUCUGAGGCAUGAAACAUGUCAAAAUAUGUAGUUGUGCUUUCUGCAUCUAACUUGGCAUCUUAUGGAAAUUAUGGCCUUUAAGAACUCGUUUAACCGGAGACAUCUUUCAGGAAUCCAGAGGUUGUGACCCUGACCGACAGAUUCAAGCAUGCAUGCAUAUUGGAGAAGAAAAAAAUGAAAUGCUUGGCUGGUUUGUUUUCAUCCGUACCACGCAUGUGAUUAUCCCCACAGAUAUAUUAGAGAAAUGGCGGCUUUUUCUGUACAUACCCUUGAUUCUUUUUAUUAGUUAUCUGUAAAUUUGUGUCUGCUAUACCCUACUUUUUCUGGAUUCUCCAUUGAGGAAAAGUAGGUUGGCAAUAAAAUGCUAUGGAGCCAAAAUCUGUUCUUUUUUUUUUUUUUUUUUUUUUUUUCCUCUUUCCAACUCUAAUGAGAUGGGCAAUCUUUCUGAGGCUUUCAAGGAUGAAAGAUUACAAACAUUCAUUUUGGUAAAAAAUUGAUUAUGUGAUCUGUAUUGACAUUGUAUCAUCCUAUUGAAAUCUUUUUACUUCGAGGGAGACAGUCACCAGAAGCAGAAAGUGAUGGUCAUCAGAGGCAGCAGCUAUACACUAUGUAGGAUUUUCUUGUAGGUUUUAUGCCAUAUGUUUGGAUUUGUGUAAUGAAUAUCUUGAUAUAACCCAUUUCAUCUUCCACUAUAUACUGAAACUGUAUCAUGUUUACCAUGGUGAAUAUACAACUUUUUUCUGCCA
Molecule: messenger RNA, 5675 nt
Organism: Ziziphus jujuba (common jujube)
Lineage: Eukaryota; Viridiplantae; Streptophyta; Magnoliopsida; Rosales; Rhamnaceae
Product: histidine kinase 2
Exons: 13
Coding region: 855-4712 (1285 amino acids)
Biological process (GO): phosphorylation; phosphorelay signal transduction system
Molecular function (GO): phosphorelay sensor kinase activity
Source: RefSeq, a predicted model, not a curated record